GUUUCCACCGAGAAAAAGGAAUCGUAUUGUAUGUCCGCUAUCCAGAACCUCCACUCUUUUGACCCCUUUGCUGAUGCAAGUAAGGGUGAUGACCUGCUUCCUGCUGGCACUGAGGAUUAUAUCCAUAUAAGGAUUCAACAGAGAAACGGCAGGAAGACCCUUACUACUGUCCAAGGGAUCGCUGAUGAUUACCAUAAAAAGAAACUAGUGAAGGCGUUUAAGAAGAAAUUUACUUGCAAUGGUACUGUAAUUAAGCAUCCAGAAUAUGGAGAAGUAAUUCAGCUACAGGGUGACCAGCGCAAGGACAUAUGCCAGUUCCUGAUAGAGAUUGGACUGGCCAAGGACGACCAGCUGAAGGUCCAUAGGUUUUAAGUGCUUGUGACUCUCUGAAGCUUAAGUGAGGAUUUCCUUGCAAUGAGUAGAAUUUCCCUUC
Molecule: messenger RNA, 433 nt
Organism: Peromyscus leucopus (white-footed mouse)
Lineage: Eukaryota; Metazoa; Chordata; Mammalia; Rodentia; Cricetidae
Product: eukaryotic translation initiation factor 1-like
Exons: 1
Coding region: 31-372 (113 amino acids)
Biological process (GO): translational initiation
Cellular component (GO): eukaryotic 43S preinitiation complex
Molecular function (GO): ribosomal small subunit binding; RNA binding; translation initiation factor activity
Source: RefSeq, a predicted model, not a curated record